Cyprinus carpio (common carp) is the source of this 2985-nucleotide messenger RNA. Its product is annotated as alanyl aminopeptidase, membrane like b. Gene Ontology annotation, molecular function: metalloaminopeptidase activity; zinc ion binding; peptide binding. NCBI's taxonomy places the organism in Eukaryota, Metazoa, Chordata, Actinopteri, Cypriniformes, Cyprinidae. Gene Ontology annotation, biological process: proteolysis; peptide catabolic process. Gene Ontology annotation, cellular component: cytoplasm. The record is from RefSeq and is a predicted model, not a curated record.
GAGAGGGUACAGAGUCUAAAAACAGAGAGCAGGUUUGCCAAGCUCAAUUCAUUCUUGGUGGUUUCUCAGAAGGAUCUGAAAUGGCCAAAGGAACUGGGAUGACCAAAGUCUUGGCUGUCGGCAUUGGGAUCCUCACAGUUUCUUCUGUUUGUGGUUUAGUGAUGAUGGCUGUGAUGUACAAAAUUCAAAUAGAUAACUACCCUCCGGUGAGUCCACCACCUCCAAUUAAACCUACAGUUAUUCCAACAGGACCUCCACCGAAUCUCAGACUUCCUGACCAUUUUAUUCCUGAGAGCUACAAAGUCUUCAUUCAACCGUACCUUUAUGCAGCGAUAACUAAUAACUAUACAAACCAAUCCUUUGCUUUCACGGGAAACUCAACUGUAAGAGUAAAGUGUAUGAAACGCUCCAUGAGCAUCUUUCUUCAUGCUCAGGACCUAAAUGUGACGACCGUGGAAGUGAGAAAAUCUGAUUCAAAUGAGAAAUUAUCAGUGAGAUCAUAUAAAAUUCAUCACAAUGAAAGUAAUUUCUUCGAGAUCCAACUCGAGGAUGCAAUGUCUGAAAAUGGGACCUACUAUAUUUUCACCAAAUUCGAAGGGGAACUUUUUGAUGGCUUGGAUGGGUUUUAUGUGAGCCAGUACACAGAGAAGGUAAAAGCCAAGGAAGAGGAGGAGGAGGAAGAUGAGGAUCAAAAGAGAUUCCUCGCCACCAGUAUGCUGCAACCCACAAAUGCCAGGAGAGUGUUUCCGUGCUUUGAUGAGCCAGCGCUGAAGGCUGUUUUUGAUAUUACUGUUAUCCACAGACCUGGAACUGUUGCCCUGUCUAAUGCAGAAGGAGACGCAGAUCAGACAGAAAUAGAUGGAGAAGAAUGGAUUGUGACUAAAUUUGAAGAGACCCCCAUCAUGUCAACUUAUUCAUUGGCCUUCACUGUAUCUGAUUUUAAAUGUAUAAUGACACAUUCCAGUACAAAGAUGCAUGUAUGUGCUCGGAAAGAUGCUAUUGAAGCUGGCCAUGCUGAAUACUCACUUAAAGUUACAGAGGAUAUUCUGAAGCAAUAUCAGAAAAUAUUUGGAUUGAAUUACCCACUAACAAAAAUACACCAGAUUGCUUUUCCGGACAUCAGUGUUGCAGCAAUGGAAAACUGGGGUGUCAUUUCAUAUCAGGAGUCAGGUCUGCUGUAUGAUAAAUAUACAGCAUCGACCUUUGAUCAAGAACGGGUGGCCACUCUUAUUGCUCGUGAAUUAGCACAUCAGUGGUUUGGAAACCUUGUUACCAUGCGCUGGUGGAAUGACCUAUGGCUGAAUGGAGGAUUUGCGACAUACAUGUCAUACUUUGGGGUGGAAGCUGAUGGCUGGGACUUAAAAGAUCUAAUUGUUCUCAGAGAAACCCAGACUGCCUUUCAAGUGGAUUCCUUAAACUCUUCCCAUCCUCUCAGCUUGCAGGAGAAUGAUGUUCAAACUUCCUCUGAUAUCACAGAACUGUUUGAUGCCAUCACCUACAGCAAGGGUGCUGCUGUGUUGAGAAUGCUGGCCACAUUCAUGACCCAGGAAGCAUUUGAUAAUGGAAUCAGGACGUAUCUUGCCAAGUUCGAGUACAAGAACGCUGCAUACAAAGAUCUUUUGACAUGCUUGCAAAAGGAGACAAAAGAAGAUGUGGAAGGCUUCAUGAGCACAUGGAUUGAGCAAGUGGGGUAUCCAGUAAUCACCAUUAUUACCCAGACGGGGGAGACUUCUCAAGAACACUUUUUACUAAAGCAAACACAGGGCCAUGAUUUUGCAUGGCAAGUUCACAUCAUAUACAUUAAGGCCAGAGAGUUAACAGAGAAAACCGAUUUCCUGAAAGUAAAAGGUCCAGUCCGAAGGCCACACUUUCAACUUCAAGACAAAGAUGACUGGCUUCUCGCAAACAUCAACUGCGUUGGCUUUUUCCGUGUGAACUACGAUGAAGAAAACUGGAACAAACUUCGUAUGCAACUUGAAAGAAAUCAUCGUGUCAUUCCAAUCAUCAACCGAGGGCAACUUAUUGAUGACGCUUUUAAUAUUGCAAGGGCUCAUCGCCUCAAUGUCACUAUUGCACUAAAUCUAACCAAGUACCUAGUAAAUGAUACUGAAUAUAUUCCAUGGGAGUCAGCGCUGAAAAACCUGGAUCAUUUAAUCCUUAUGUUUGAUCGCUCUGAGGUCUACGGUCCGAUAACGAAAUACCUACGUAAACUAAUCACACAACUGUAUGACACCUUUGAGGAGUACACAAUAAAUGGAACCGUUCCUGAGAAACACACUGACCAGUAUAACCAGGUAAAUGCUAUUUCAGUAGCCUGCAGCAAUGGCCUUACUAAGUGCAUAACAAUGGCUAGAAGUCUAUUCGAAAAUGAUAAAAAUAGCAGCAAUAAAUUUAGUAUUCAUCCGAAUUUGAGGAAAGCAAUCUACUGCAGUGUAAUAGCUAACGGUGAUGAGAAUGAUUGGGAAUUUGCUUGGGAAGAAUACAAAAGAGCCACGGUCGCAGCUGAGAAAGACAAACUAAGAUACGCCUUAUCAUGCACCAAAGAAAUCUGGCUGCUAAACAGAUAUCUUCAGUACACUCUUGACCCUUCAAAGAUAAGAAAGACAGAUAUGGUCUCUACCAUAAACUACAUCGCCAAAAACGUCGCCGGCCAGCCUCUGGCUUGGGAUUUCGUCCGUGGGCACUGGUCCUACAUCACCCAAGAGUAUGGAGCGGGAGUCAUAUCUUUAGGCAGUCUGUUAGAUGCUGUGACAAAAAGGUUCUCCACGGACGUCGAACUUGAAGAGCUGAAGCAGCUUCAGAGGGAGCAGGAGGAGAAAAAACAGGGCAUUGCAGCUCGAGCUUUGGAGCAGGUCAUUGAAAGGACAGAGGCCAAUAUUAAGUGGGUGAAAGAAAAUAAGCAGAUUGUUAAGGACUGGUUCACUGGAGAGCUGUAGGAACUUUUAGUUUUUGUAGGCCUGCACAAUCAGAAUAUACUCAGUGGAG